AUGGCAUUAUCCCAGCAAGAGCACAAAGAAACCCACAAUUUAGAAAUUAGUCUGAAUGCUAUGCUUACCUGUGAACGUGGGUUAAAUGUGGCUGACUCCGUGCAUAAUAAAGAUGACUCACUUUAUGGCUCAUCCGAUGAUGGCUUCUUUUAUAAUCCAGAAGUACUUCAAUGUACUUUUCCAGCUUUCAGUAAAAAUAUACUUAAUAGAUAUAAAGUGUGCAAAUGUGACAGAUGUGGAAAAACCUGCCCUUCGUCUUCCAAGCUUCAAAGGCAUUAUCUUACUCACACAGGACAGAAGCCCUUUGGCUGUACUCUUUGUGGAAAGACAUUUAGACAGUCAGCCCACUUAAAAAUACAUCAGCUCACCCAUACUGAACACAGUCUGUGUGAAAGACCUACAUGCCGGGUAGAAGCUGAAAAUCUGAAUUCGGUUGUCAGUCACCUGGGAUACUGCUUUGAAUUUAAAUCUUCUCGGCCUGUGGUUUAUUCCCAGACCUUGUCGCCAUUAAACCUAAUGGCCACAGCCAAGAUUUCCCCAUGGGCAAAAAGAACAGCAGAGUGGUUAAGAGGCAUUAUCAGUGUAGUGUUUAAGAUAUUUAAAGCACCUUCUAAACUUGAAAUACACUAUUUACUGCAUGCUGGACAGAAGCCUUUUGCAUGUUUAGUUUGUGGCAGAACAUUCAUGCAAACCCCCUGCCACUUGAGAAAUCAUCAUUUUAUCCACAUCAGAUAG
Molecule: messenger RNA, 735 nt
Organism: Hemicordylus capensis (graceful crag lizard)
Lineage: Eukaryota; Metazoa; Chordata; Lepidosauria; Squamata; Cordylidae
Product: zinc finger protein 770-like
Exons: 3
Coding region: 1-735 (244 amino acids)
Biological process (GO): regulation of transcription by RNA polymerase II
Molecular function (GO): RNA polymerase II cis-regulatory region sequence-specific DNA binding; DNA-binding transcription factor activity
Source: RefSeq, a predicted model, not a curated record